Molecule: messenger RNA, 2712 nt
Organism: Dujonia railenensis
Lineage: Eukaryota; Fungi; Ascomycota; Pichiomycetes; Serinales; Debaryomycetaceae
Source: the annotation of a GenBank genome assembly
AUGAACCCAUUUUUGUAUUCAAUAGUAUUGAUUGUACACAUAUUAGGAUUUGUGGUCUUUCUAAAGGGAUUUUUCCCGUCUAAAGUUGUGCUUUCGGGAUAUAGUGAAUUUCGGGAUGCACCCCAGUCACCUUUCACUGGUUCAAACGGUGAACCACAACAAUUCAAUAAAUUUGUAUUAAUGGUCGUUGAUGCCAUGAGAGCGGAUUUCCUAUAUUCUGAGACUCAUUCUCAUAUGUCAUUUGUACACCAAUUGAUUUCGGAAGGAUCGGCUAUUCCAUAUACCGCUUUCUCUAACCCACCAACGGUAACACUACCAAGGUUGAAAGGUAUAACAACAGGAGGUACUCCAAGUUUUUUGGACGCAAUUUUGAAUGUAGCUGAUGAUAAGGACAGCUCUCAAGGACUAUCAAGUCAAGAUUCAUGGGUUAGGCAAUUUAGAUACAAAAGUGAAGGUAAAACUUUGAAUUUUUAUGGUGACGACACUUGGUUGAAGUUGUUUCCUAAAAAAGAGUUUUUUAGUGAAACUGAUGGAACCAACUCAUUCUUUGUAAGUGAUUUUACUGAAGUGGACAAUAAUGUUACAAGACAUUUAGAUCUGGAGCUUUCUCAGAGCCCUUCUACCUGGGAUGGAUUAAUUCUACACUAUUUGGGCCUCGACCAUAUAGGGCAUAAAGGAGGUCCAACUUCAUCACAUAUGGAGAGUAAGCAGAAAGAGAUGGACUCUAUUGUUGAAAGGAUCUACAAUUAUGUAAGUGUCGACAAAGAGAAAAGUGAGGAUACUCUAUUUAUUGUUAUGGGUGACCAUGGAAUGAAUGAGAUAGGAAAUCAUGGUGGGUCCACAGAGGGCGAAACAAGUGCUGGACUACUCUUCAUUUCACCAAAAUUUCAAAAAAUAAAAAGUAGCAAAAAACUAAAGGCUCCUUUACCGAAUUCUGAAAACUAUUCUUAUUUUAAUAAGAUCAAUCAAAUAGAUUUAGUGCCAACAUUAGCGGCAUUAUUGAAUUUUCCAAUUCCAAAGAAUAAUUUAGGAGUGAUGAUUAAAGAGCUCUUGUCACUAUGGGAUAAAGUAGAUGAAAGAAACGGAUUGUUGAUGGAAAACUGCUACCAAUUCAAAUCUUUGGUAGAUGCCAAAUACGGAAUUGACCUAGAUCAAGAAAUCGAAGACUCUGCAGAUAAUGAGUUGCAAAAUAUAAAACUAAAGUGGGAUACCUUAAAAAAUGACACAAUUGGUAAGAAUAUUUCAACUUAUUAUGAUUUCCUUUACGAAGCUCAAGGGGUGUUAGCUGCUUCGGCCACUAAUUAUAAUUACAGUGAUAUUACUACUGGAUUCAUACUAUUAGGGACGUCGUGCUUGAUAGUAGUUGCUUUAUUCAUCAAAUAUUUUGUGGGAUCUAUUUCCAUAUACUACCUUAUUGGGUUUCUCUCCUUUUCCCUUGCAUAUGCAUCACAUUUUUUUGGUUCCUCAUUUAUAGAAGAGGAGCAUCAGAUAUGGUGGUUCUUCAUGAUUAUGAGCACCCUUUUGCUUAUGGCCUACUCAAAAUUUAGAAGUACCCCCUACUUUUUAGUAGUUUUGGUAUGCGUCAGGAUCAUUAGAACGUUUUCUAAUACUGGCCAAAAAUUCAAAACACCUUAUACACUUGCAUCAUAUUUAAUUUCGGAACCAAGCACUUUAUGGGUUUUAGUAAUACUCACUUACUUCAUAUUGGGUCUUUCUGCGUUUGGACAAGGUUGUUUCAUAAAUUGCUUUGCUUAUCCUAAUUAUACGACAUUAAGGGACCGCCACGUUAAUGAUUUUGGUCCAAUAUUUACAUUUAUUGGUGUCUUCGUUACUGCGUCAUUAUCACUUCUGUUUAAACUAGUUCAAAGUUUUAUCGACGGAAAUAAAAUUCCAAAAUGGAUUACUUGGUUAUUAGAGUGGAAUUGUGAGUCUUUCGGAGUAAGUGACAUUGAUUCCAUAGAUAAAAAGCAACUACAAGCAAUAGUCAUUCAACUUUCCAAGUUGUUUUCAUAUUCAUUGUUAUCGCUAUUUUGUGUGAAACUUAUUGUCGGAAAGCUUAGAGGCAUUACAAAUGCCAUGUAUACCGACUUAAACAAUUUAAUAGUAAUCUUCUUAGUACAUCAAACUAGGAUAGAGCUUAUACCAAUUUUCAUUGUUUUCUCAGUUAUUAGGUUUGCCAUGGCUAAAAUAAUCCUUCACCUAGAAAAGAAUAUUCUUGACGAACUAAUUCUUAUCAUAUCGGUAUUUUCCCUUUGUCUACAAAAUGUUACUUUUUUCUCCAUGGGAAAUACAAAUCUGUUGGCAACUGUUGACUUGUCCAAUGCAUACAAUGGAGUAGAAUCAUAUGAUGUAUUCAUUGUCGGUAUAUUGACUUUCAUUUCCAAUUUUGCAGGGCCAAUAUAUUGGUCUUUGGCUACCAUGGGGUGGUUAUUGGAAACGAAAAUAUUAAGUUUUGAGUAUAAUUCAAAUUCAGUUGAUUUUGUACACGUUAAAAAGAUUUCCAAGCAGAUUUACCUGGUUAAGGCAUUGAUAUAUUUGACAUUUUACGCUGUAGCUUCAGUAUUUCUUGUCGGUUCGUGCAUCAAUUUAAGGUUUCACUUAUUUAUUUGGACGGUUUUCUCGCCAAAAUUAUUGUUCUUCGCAAGUUGGACUCUCUUAUUGAAUUGCAUUGUUGACACCAUAGUUAUUGGCACUAUUUUACUAGUUACUUAA